AUGAAACUCACUGUGCAUUUUGCCAUGAACUCCGCAGUAGUUGCGCAAGUGCUGAUGCAUCCGAAUGGCGAUGACGAUUGGAUCAUGAUUGACGAAGAUACCUCCCCUGGCACGAAGGAUGGCGAUGCUCUUGACAGGGCAAACGAGACAUGGAACGACGAUCCGAUGAUGCAAUGGAACUCUGUCGGGAACCAAGAUUGGUCGCUCGUGGCAAAGAACGGCACUGCCAACUUUCUGGGAGCACCGAUGGAGUGUUUUUUGUGCCAAAGGACCCUCCAAUAUCCCCCCACAGCUGUACCAUGCUGUGGUUUUGCGUAUUGCAACGACUGCAUCCAACAGUGGGCAGUGGAGAGCGACACGUGUCCAUGUUGUCUGGACAGACCCGCGCUCCAUCUACCAGUCGCAUCAUCGAACCAAGCCCGUUCCGUCGACAUGACGUGGCAGUUGAAUCUGAUUGCAGCCUCCCAAUGCGAUGUCCCAAUCAUGACCCGCUUCCUCCUGUCGCCGCCGUCGUCGGGAGGGGUUCAAUGCGACAUCCACUUUCACAGGGGCCUCUUUUCCCUCGUCAUGCCCGACUCGGACGUCGUAUUGUGCACGGCCACUCAAUUUGGCCACAUCGAUGCACAAGUGACCCACACUUUCUGCCCCUUCAAUACCUCCACCCCAAUUGCACAUAAUAUUCGCACGGUCAAUAGCACCGACUUCUCCCUCCACACAGCCGAAUCCCCCACGUCCGAGCUCGCGAUCGUCCAAACGACCAUGUCACCUAUUCUGAAGAGCCACAACAUGCUGGUGGUGAUCGGGUCUCACGGUGAUUGUUUGGGUGCAUGCUCGACGCACCUCUUAACCUCUCGACAACUGGCCGGCGCGUCCUUUGACUGCCACGCGAGCUUCGAGCUAGUAGCGCUGGACACCCUUGACGUGGUGCUCUCAUUCGGACGAGAUUCUGGCGGUCAGAGCUGGGUUGUGCACUUUUGCUCCCCUUGUUCACCUCUCCAAGCGUUUGCGGUUGCAUUGGGCUCGCUCUUGGUAGUUUUUGAAUCGUAAUCACUUUAACUAUUAUUAAUAUUACUAUUAAUAGUAUUGAUUUGGUACGAAUUUCCGAACCCCGUCCAAUCGAAUCACCUCGACCAAACC
This is a messenger RNA of Aphanomyces astaci, 1137 nucleotides long. RefSeq lists its product as hypothetical. Bases 1 to 1047 code for a protein of 348 amino acids. Lineage: Eukaryota; Oomycota; Saprolegniomycetes; Saprolegniales; Verrucalvaceae. The transcript has a single exon. The record is from RefSeq and is a predicted model, not a curated record.